AUGGCGGCGGCGGGACGGCGGCGGCGCGGCGCCCGUGAGUGCGGCUGCCCCGCGGGCAACGGGACCCGGCGGGAGGGCAGUGCCGACCCCGCGGCCGCACGGCUCCGGGAGGCUCAUUUGAAAGAAAAAAAUGUUCUAGAUGGAUAUUUCCUUCCAAAUGAAACAGACCUUCGUCAGGUAAUUGUAUUUUCAAAAGCAGAAUGGGAAAGGAUUCAGGCCAGCACCAGAGAAGCAGCACACAUUGAUAAGAAAGAACAGGAAGUGCACAAAGCUGCUAGAGAAGACCAGCCCAAUGCCACUCUAGAGCUGAUACAACAGAAACUUCAAGCCAAAAAAUUACGUGAAGAAAAGGAAGAGGAAGAAAGAAAGUUAAUUGAUUUGGAAGAAGCACAGUUCCAAGCAGCAAAACGGAAGGAGGCUAUCGAGCGUGCAAAAACCUACCUAGGUUAUCAAGAUGACAGAAUGAGACACUUCCAUAGUGCACUUCUACUUGCUGAGGUCCUAAAAGAAAGAGAUGCUCAAAUUGAAUUUCAAAAGUCAAAAUUAAUUGAUAGCAAAAAGAAGGAAUAUGAAGAAGAGCAACGUCUAUUUAAAGAAUACAUUCUCAGUGAGCAAGAGAAAGUACGUCAGCAUUAUAUGAAUCAACGGGCRUUACACAAAGAUCAGCUAGAACAAAUAAAAGAGCGUGAGCAACGGGCAGAUCUGGUCAAACAAGAAAACAAAAAAGAACAGGAAAAAUUAGAGAAAUURAUCCAACUGCACCACCUAGAAAUUCAGAGAGAAAAAGAAAAGAAAGAGGAACAAAAAGCUGGACGUCGGAAGCUGUAUCACGAGUAUCUAAAUGACCAGAAAAUAAUCAAAGCAAUAGAGAAACAAAAACAAAUGGAAGAAGAUGAUCGGAUCAAAGCUCAUUUUAAAGCAAAGGAAAUUAUUGCCCAGAUGACAAAGAAGAGGGAAGCUGAAAUGCGUAGGCUAAUACAGGAACGGCGGGAUAAAGUCAUUAGUGAAUUAGCUGAAAAAAUGGGUAAGGCAAUGAGGAUGGAAGGUGAGCGGCUGGCUAGAGAUGUUGCAAGAAUAGAAGCUGAAGAAGAAAAAAAACGUGAGGAGAGAGAAGCAAAACAAAAGGCUGCCCUUGAAUCUAUUGCUGAAUACAGAGCCACUGUGAUAAAGAUGAAAGAGGAAAAGGAGAGACAGGAAAAAGCAGAGGCUGAAAAAGAACGUGAUAGGUCAAUAGAAAUUGACCGCAAGUACCUGGAAAUGGAAAACCUCAAAAAACUAGGACAUCGUGAGGCAAAUAUAGAAAUACGGAAAAGUCUGAUCCAGCAAAUGGCUGAAAACCAGGCAAGAAGACAGCAGGAAAAGCAAGCAGAAUUGGACUAUCAUGCUCAGAGAAAUGCUCUCGCACUUUCUAAAGAGCAUGAAUUUCAGAAAUAUGCGAAGCAAGUAAUUGAAUCGAAGUCCAAGACUUCACAUCAUCUUUAUCCUCUUCUCAAAUUAUGCAAAGAUGCAAGAGUACUUGGAAAUGGGCCAUUUUUCUGAGAAAAGAAAAAAUUAAUGCUAGUUUCCAAACAUAUAAUUCUAUGUUGAGACCCAGUUACCUUGUCAUAGCUGUAAUGCUGCUCAAGAAUCAAAACCAUGAAAUAAUGUUUAAACUAUCCACCAAGGAAAGACAGAAGACGUUUUCAGCUUAAAAAUAUGCUUUUGAACUUUACAGGCAGAGUUAAACUGGAAACAAUUUAUAUCAAAUAUAUAGUAUGAAUCUAGACGUCCAUUUAAAAAAGUAAAAGGUUGCCAUGUAACUAGUUAUUCUCAAAAAUCUCCAGCUUGUAUUUCAUCAAUGUUAGUUUAUUAAACUUUAGACAGGAAUUCAUGCUGUAUAAUUGGCUGUCACUGUAACAUGUUCCAGCCAAAAGCUCACUAUUUCUUUUAUAUUUUUAAUAUUUGUAGUUCUAAAAAUUCACUGUCCCAGGUUUUUCAGGUCUGCGAUGUGAAUCCCAGUGCAAAAAGUCAUAUUUUUUCACUAGCCUACUUCCAGUUAAUUAUUCUCCGUAACAGAAAAGGCCAAACCAAAACAACUACAGGGGAAGAAAAUAAAUAGGUGAAAGUUAGAAUUGUUAGGGUAUGCAGUUUUGGUAGCAUUUUGCAACUAUGUCUGAAAAACAAA
Molecule: messenger RNA, 2164 nt
Organism: Malurus melanocephalus (red-backed fairy wren)
Lineage: Eukaryota; Metazoa; Chordata; Aves; Passeriformes; Maluridae
Gene: CFAP210
Product: cilia and flagella associated protein 210
Exons: 9
Coding region: 1-1539 (512 amino acids)
Source: RefSeq, a predicted model, not a curated record